AACGUAUUAUACGUCCUUGGACUGUUAAUAAUAGCCAUGUAGCUAACGUUAGUUUGAAGCCUGGGUAAUUUCGUUACAAGAACUUCUAGUUAACGCUAGCAGACUUUGGCUAGCUAUCAUGUUUUCGCCAACAACGCUAAGGCUGGAUAGCAUAUUCGUAGACAGUAUUAUAGUGUAAGGACUGACAUUGGAUGUUUAUAGGAAAAGUUACUUUGAAAAACAUGUUUGACCGCCCAAAGAUCGACGGCCUCCCAUGACAAGUGCCACACUAACGUUAUUCAUCCAGUUCAACCUACAAUCAAAGCAAACUUUUGUAACCUUUCUAAACAUCUCUGCUGCAAUCGCUACUUUUGUUUAGUUGGCUAACAACAAACACUGGGAAGCUGUAGCCUAAGUGGGCAACCGUAUAGCUAGCUAGUUAUUGAGUUUGUUAUUUCUAGGCAACGGUAACUUAGCUACAUAUCCGCAGCUCAAGUAUUUAAGUUGGCUAGCACAUGUCUCAGUAGUUGAGGACUUGGUGUCAGGAUGUCUGACGAUCUGAUGAAGAAGAUGCUCCGGGCUGUCCUCCAGGCCAACAAGAAUGGAGUGUCCAUCACGCGGCUGCAGGGGGAAUACAGGUCGCUGACGGGGGAGUUCAUCCCUGACCGAAAGCUGGGUUACCCUUCACUGGAGUGCUUCCUCCGCAGUAUCCCCUCCGUGGUCAGGAUGGAGAAUCGCAUGGGGGAGAUAAUGUGCUUCGCUGCAGUCUGUCAAGAAACGGCCCACAUCGCUCAGCUGGUCGCCCGUCAGAAGUCCAGCAAGAGGGCACCUGGCAGAUCCCAGAUGCUGAACUGUCGGAUGAGGUCGAAAUUGGCUUCAAAUUUUGUGUUCUAUGAGAAGCCUCGGACGUCCCUGCGUCAGCCCGACCGUGCUCCAGUGCGCUCUGGCUGGAGCCAGCCGUACUCCUCCAUGGGACCCUCACGGCCGCGGAGCUACAACAUCUGUGGAGGCUUCAGUGCUGGGGGAGACAUCAGGAAGAUGUACAGCCAGCAUGACGAGCGGGCCAACCCCCCUGCUCCGGCACCGCAGAGUCAGAACAGGGAGCCCAUCACUCAGGUGAAACCGAGUGAGAGACUGGUGAAACAAGUCAACCAUCACAUUUCGAAUACCACCCAAAAAGCUCCUGCUCUCUCCAGUUUCCCAGCUCUCUCCAUUACCAUCAGUAAUGUCCCUCGUCCGACGCCCAAAGCCCUUCAGCCGGGAGACUACAACCCCCAGGUUGUGCAGAAUCGGAUCUCUGAGGUGCUGAAGAAGUACUGCAGUGGUCUGUGGCUCUCCAAGCUGCCCUCUGUGUACCGGGACAUGCACAAACAGGACCUACCUGGCCAAGCAGUCAUAGACAUGGAGAACUGGACACACAUCUGCUUAGUUGAGAAGCCUGUUAGUACCAAUCGAGCAGAUAGGCUGGUGUACCCCCCUCAGUCCAAACCCCCCAGCCUUGCUCUCUCACCAGUCAAACCCCCAACGGCUCCUUAUACAGUAAAACCAGCCAACCCAGUGAAACUGGCCCCUCUAUUUUUCUCACUGAGGAACCCCUCCUUGAACCAGAGUCAGACCUUGCCCACUCCACCGGCCCCCUCGUGGAAGCACUCCCUGACCCAUACCUCCACCUCUCCAACUGCCCCCUCUACCUUGUGGAAUCCCUCUCCUUCCCACCUACUCCCUACGCCCACCUGUAAUUUGUGGAGACCCUCCCCUACUUCCACCUCGCCCUCAUGGAAGCGAACAACUACCCCCACCUCCCCUACUUCCCCCUCCCUCACCCCCACCUCCCCUACUCCUCCCUUCCUCACCUCCCCCACACGGAUGGCCUCCCCUACCCCCACCACCCCAAUCCCCCUCUCCCCUACAGCGGUGAGCAUCCCUGCGGAGGCGUGCCUCAGACUGAAGGAGCUGCUGUCUAAAUACAGCCACGGCCUGUGGGCCCACGCCCUCCCCAAGCUCUACCAGGAGACCUUCAAGGUCCCCUUCCCAGAGGACAUCCUGUCCAACCUGUCUCUCUUACUAGACAUCUGCACCGUGGAGUACCCCAUGGCUGACAACAAGAUGAAGGCCAUCCUCUACGGCCCCACCACCGAGUACAAGGCCAAGGUGAGCAGCACCCCAUCUUCUCCGUCGGGUUAUAAGCUCAACAGCACCCCCAUGGUUCCUCCUCUGCUGCUCCCCAAGGAGGAGUUCCCCUCAGUGCUGGUGGUGGAGGCAAGAAGCACCGACCAGGUCAUCCUCAGGUACAUAGGUGAGGGCUACUCUCAGGCCCUGGAGACAAUGGAGGAAUCCAUGAGUACAGUCUACAGCCAGCUCAGCGCUCAGAGGCUCCUCCCCUUCCCCUCAGCUGGCGAACUGGCGGCCGUCAAAGUGGAGGGGGGCGAGGAGGUCGUCAGGGCCCAGGUCUGUGAGGUCAUGACCGACAAAGUCAAGGUGUACUACGUGGACCAUGGCUUCUCUGAGGUCCUCAGUAGAACCAAACUACUGGAGCUGCAGAAAGACUUCCUCAAGCUGCCCUUCCAGGCGACUACCUGUACACUAGCUGGUCUGGAGCAGUUCAGCUCGGAGCUGUCUGUGCUGCAAACCCUGGAGUCCCUGGCUGUAGGUAAGAUCCUCCUUGUGGAGCUGCUGCAGCACGACGCUGACCCGCCCCAGGUGGUGCUCUACGACACGUCGCACGAUGAUGAGGUCAACAUCAACGUUGUCUGCCUCAAGGCUCUGCAGGACAAGGCCAUGGAGAACCCUUUACAGGUCAACAGUACCUAUAUGAAUGUGUCUGUGACCAACGUUUGUUCUGACGGAACCAUCUUCUGCCAGCUGCCCUCCCGAGGUCGGGUCAAGCUCAAUGAGAUCCUGGAUAAGAUCGAGGCCUUCUUCAUAACCCAGGUGACGUCAGAGUCUCUGGUGUCCACUCCGUUCUGUGGGAAGUGCUGCCUGGCCCGGUACAAAGGAAGGUGGUCCAGAGUAGAGAUCACCAACCUCCAUGGUAGCAGAGUGCUUGAUAUCAAAUUUGUGGACCUGGGAGUCCCAGCCUCUGUAGAGGUCAUAGAGCUGAGAGAGAUCCCUCCCUCGUUCCUCCACGAGCUCAUGGUCAUCCCACCACAGGCGAUCAAGUGUUGUCUGGUAGAGCUGGAGGUGGGGGUCUGGACUCCUGAGGCUGUUCUCUGGCUUAGAGGUGCUGUACUCAACUCUAUGGACUGUAGCAUGAAGAUCUCAACGCUGGACGAUGACAAGCUGGUGCACAUCUACCUGUUUACCUCUAAGGGCUCCCAGGAUGUCACCAACAGUGUUAACCACCAGAUGGCCACCUCUGACCUAUGGAAGCAACCCGGACCCCAGAAGGACGGCCUACCUACCCUCAGUUUCCUCGACACCGUGGUCGCCAACAUGGUGGAUCCGCUUACCCUCGACAGCCCAGCCUGCAGCCUUAUCCCUGUCUCCACCAACACCCCCAGCCCUCUGGAUGGUGCCGGGGACAUGUCAAACCCCACUUUGGUCACCUCCGCUUGGGGACAGAAGCAGCUGGUGCUGCCCCCUCUCUUGGAGCUUCCCCAGGCGGGCCAGAACAUGGACGUCUACGUGUCUGUGGCCUGUCACCCGGGACACUUUGUGCUGCAGCCUUGGCAGGACCUGUACAAGCUGGUGGUGCUGAUGGGAGAGAUGGUCCUUUACUACAACCAGAGGGAGGAGACGCCGGGGCCCGGAGAUGUACAGAAAGGAGAGGUCUACGCCGCCAAGGUGGACCAUAAUUGGCACCGUGUGCUGGUGAAUAGGGUUCUGUCCAGCGGCCUGGUGUCUGUGUACGAGCUGGACUAUGGUAAACACGAGCUGGUUAGCUGCACCCUGCUUCAGCCCCUCAUUGAGUCAUUCAGACAGCUGCCCUUCCAGGGAAUCACCGCACAGCUGGCUGGCAUGGAGCAGUGUGUGUGGUCAGAGGCGGCGUCCAUUGUGUUCCGGAACCACGUAGAGAAGAAGCCCUUGGUGGCCCAGGUGGAGUGUGUGGUGGAGGCUGAGCUUCCCUGGGACAGGAAGAUGAUAGUGUACCUGGUGGACACUUCUCGGGAGGAGACAGACAUCUGGGUCCACAACAUCAUGGCUGACUUUCCAGAGGAGCAGAGUACUGCUGCAUAGAACCGGACUGGACAGACAGACCACAUAAGACUGUUGGUAAACUCUGCCAGAGUAUAUCACAUAUGCUGAAAUGAUGCACACCACUGGCUGUAGCAUAUAACUGUUGGUAUCCCGUUCACUUAUUCCACAGGUCACAAAGAUCUGCCAGUGUCCCAGGUCAUUGGGGAGCCUGGAUGUAUGCAGGAGCUCAGUCUAUCAGCUUAGCACUGUGUGAAGCAUAGAACUGAUUUUUCUUAUUGUAUGGGGGGGUGAAUCUGUGUGUGUGUGUGUGUGUGUGUGUGUGUGUGUGUGUGUGUGUGUAAAUAGAGAAAGGUAUUCAACAACAGUAACCACCCCAUUGAUCUCCUUAGCAGGGUAUGUCGUUCAAUGUAAUGUAAAAAAAGUGUCCUUUAUUGUUCAGUUUCAAUCUACUGUCAAAUACUUUGCGUAGAAAGUUCUUUACUGAUUUAGUUAUUAUUCAUCGCCAACUUUUGGUUUUGCAGUUGAUCUCUUUUAAGUUGUUUGUCCUAACUUGUGAUUUUUUUUUUUUUGCAUUUUACUCAAAUUAUUAUUUUAGUUUAAAUAUAUUUAAGUCAAUUGUAUGUCAUUUGUUGUUCAAUACCUUGACUUUUGAAAUGCGUGAAAUUUAUUUGACUUUGACACUUAUUUUGCUUUUUGUGCGUGAUAUCCCACAGUACUAACUUUACUUUUGAAGGAAGUGGCUCAAAUGGAUGAAUGUAGACGUGGCUGAAUAAAUUGUUCAUUAAAAAGCACAA
This is a messenger RNA of Oncorhynchus keta (chum salmon), 4910 nucleotides long. Its product is annotated as tudor domain-containing protein 7A-like. NCBI's taxonomy places the organism in Eukaryota, Metazoa, Chordata, Actinopteri, Salmoniformes, Salmonidae. The record is from RefSeq and is a predicted model, not a curated record. The transcript is spliced from 20 exons. The coding region runs from base 526 to 4155 and encodes 1209 amino acids. Gene Ontology annotation, biological process: lens morphogenesis in camera-type eye; spermatogenesis; lens fiber cell differentiation.